Messenger RNA from Zeugodacus cucurbitae (melon fly), 3876 nucleotides. RefSeq lists its product as uncharacterized. NCBI's taxonomy places the organism in Eukaryota, Metazoa, Arthropoda, Insecta, Diptera, Tephritidae. The coding region runs from base 1 to 3876 and encodes 1291 amino acids. Gene Ontology annotation, biological process: DNA integration. The transcript has 2 exons. Gene Ontology annotation, molecular function: nucleic acid binding. The record is from RefSeq and is a predicted model, not a curated record.
AUGCUCAGGGUGACAAGAUCACGCUUCUCGCCACAGCAUGUGCAUAUAUUUCUGGCAACAAUUCUGAAGAACGUUUGGCUAGGAUUUUGUGCGACCCUGGGUCACAAAAGCAGCUAUGAUGUAUCGGUCGAGGGUAUUGGUGCAUUACCCUAUACACGCACCAACGGCAUGGUGACAGUUACACUCAAAUCAACACAUUCGCAAUUUUCUUUGUCAAUUCAUCUAUUGGUUAUCAAAUCUAUUACUUCCGUGCUUCCUACAGCGCAUAUCUACGGAAGUCAAUACAAACACUUGGGUGGUCUGCAAAUGGCAGAUCCACAUUUUGGCACUCCGGGAAGCAUUGACAUUCUCCUAGGAGCUGACAUCUGGGGUCUCAUUUUGGUGGGAGACACUAUUAAGGGUGGUCACAACGAGCCACACGCACAACUAACAAAUUUGGGUUGGGUUAUUUUUGGGCCAGCAACGGCAUCUUCGACAAAUAAUUCAGACAUGCGCUCAUACAGCGCUCAACUUUUAGAACAAUCUCGUUUGGAUGAGAUUGUAAGCAGCUUUUGGAAGCUAGAUGAGGGAUCGGAUGUCGACGAUAUUACUGAUGAGGAAUGUGAGCGAAUCUUCACAGCGACUCACUCACGAACUUCAGAAGGGCGUUAUAUGGUGCGCUUACUAAUGAAGCCUAACGCCCCACCGUUAGGCGACUCAUAUUGUAGUGCCUUAAGACAGUUCUACCGUUUGGAGCGUCGACUGGCCUCCGAUACUCAGUUACGUAACAAAUAUACAGCCUUCAUGAGGGAGUACAUCGAUCUAGGGCAUAUGGAGGCCUUAGAUAUAUGCAAUGAUAGCCAUCACACAUACUACAUACCGCAUCAUGCUGUGUUGGACAAGUUUCGAGUAGUCUUUAAUGCGUCAGCGCCAACGUCAAACGGUGUUUCACUUAAUGAUGUGCAGCUCGUAGGUCCAACUAUUCAACAUUCGUUAACCGAUAUUAUUUAUCGUUUUCGAAGAUACGCGAUUGCUCUAACAGCUGACGUGGAAAAAAUGUUUCGACAGAUUUUAGUGUCACCGGAAGAUAGAGAUCUUCAACGCAUCUUAUGGCGAGAAUCACCAAACGACGAAGUUAAAACAUAUCAGCUUACGACGGUAACAUAUGGUAUGGCGUGUAGCCCAUAUAAUGCAGUACGAGCACUACAGCAGUGUGUAGUCGAUAACUAUAUAUUGGUGAAUGACCAGAGUCGAGCUGAGUCGGCGCGCACCGCCAUUCUUUCUUCUUUUUAUGUGGACGACUUCCUCACAAGCUGUACUGACAUUGGUGAAACAGUCACUUUAGCCAAUGAUGUUUCUAGCAUUCUAUCGACUGGCUGUUUCAAACUUCGGAAAUGGAAUUCGAACAGAGCCGCUGUUCUGGUCCAGAUUGGGGAGCCAGAUUCUCUGCGCGAAUGCAAUAUUGAUGCCCCCAUAGCUACAGUGCUAGGGCUACGUUGGGACCCGGUUAGUGAUGAGUUAUUGUUCAGGGUAUCGCAGAAGCAUUAUGAUGGAAUGCCGACAAAGCGGCGAGUUCUCAAUGUAGCCCAAUUGUAUGACCCCACUGGAUUUCUGGCACCUGUUAUUAUUUCGGGCAAGGUAUUUAUACAGACUCUUUGGUCCGCUGGUGUAUCAUGGGAUACUCCACUACCUAAAGAUCUGUGCCAUAUUUGGUCUAAAUUUCGAGGUGAUUUGUGUACCCUCGAUAAGGUUCGCGUACCCCGAUGGCUGGGUAUGAAUGCAAUUAAUCGUACAACUCUCUAUGGAUUUUGUGAUGCUAGUCAGAAGGCUUACGCUGCGGUGGUUUAUGCGCGCACAAUCAACAACGAUGACAAUGCACAUGUAUCUUUGCUCACCGCACGUACUAAGGUUGCGCCGUUGAAUGGCGCCACAAUUCCCCGAUUGGAGCUAAGUGGAGCCCUUCUAUUAGCGAAGACAAUUCGGAAUGUUUGCAGAGCGUUAAGUUUGGAGGAAGCCUCUGUACACUUAUUCACGGACUCCAGUAUAGUCUUGUGUUGGCUACGCAAACAGCCAAUGUUUUUAAAACCAUAUGUCGCCAACAGGGUUCGACAAAUACAACAAUUGACGUCUACCGAUUGCUGGCAUUAUGUACGUUCGGCACAAAAUCCAGCUGAUUGCGCCAGCCGUGGUGUGACCCCAUCAGAGUUGUUGAGCCACAAUUUAUGGUGGGAGGGUCCAGAUUGGUUACGUCAGAAGGAAACAACAUUUAGCCAUGUACCAGAGUUAGGAGCAGACGAACAGGUUGCAGCUCAGAGCGAGGAGAGGGUCAGAGUUGUAUCCUUCGCAUCUUCAAUCCGAUUCCAGCUCACCACCCGACGCAUCGAUGGACAACAUAUUCCACUUGCACAACGGUUUAGUUCCAUCAAACGACUAAUCAGAACUACAGCUAUCGUCCUUCGCUGGUUACCGAGGCAUCGUCUUCUUCGGCAGCAUAUUGUGACAACACCAGAGAUGGACAGCGCGCUUGAAUUGCUCCUACGUAUUGAUCAAGCAUCCGCAUUUCCUCGGGACAUACACUGUCUACGCGAAGGAACCAGUUUACCGAACUCUAGUCCUUUGCUACAAUUUAAUCCAUACUUGGAUGACCAUGGAAUAAUAAGGGUUGGUGGUCGCAUUACCAACUCUGCAUUGAUAGAAGAACAUCGCCAUCCGAUUAUACUACCUAAGGUCAGCGAUUUGGUUAGGUUGGUUGUACAUCAAAUUCAUAUCGAUACUCUUCACGGUGGUACCCAGUUAAUGCUACAGACUCUACGCUAUCGUUAUUGGAUACUUAAUGGCAGACAAGUUGUACGUAGCAUGAUACAUAAAUGUGUGAUUUGCAGAAGACAUCGUGGAGUCACCAUUACUCAACAGAUGGCCUCAUUACCACGACAACGGGUCAGCGUAUCUCGGCCAUUUCUAGCGUCAGGUGUAGACUACUGCGGUCCUUUCACGUUACGCAUUGGCAAUCAACGAUCUCGGACUACAGUGAAGACUUAUUUGGCAGUUUUCGUCUGCAUGGCUGUCAAAGCUGUGCACAUGGAGUUGGUAGAUGACCUGUCAUCAAUGGCCUUUAUAGACGCUUUUACACGUUUCGUUAGCAGACGCGGUCCGUGUCGCGACUUAUACAGCGAUAAUGCUACAACCUUUGUUGGAGCUAAUCGAAUAAUGCAAGAGGAUUUAGCCGCUUGGCACAGCGACCAAAAUCGACAAUAUCUUGCCAACACGGGGACGCGUUGGCACUUUAUUACUCCUAGUGCCCCCCAUCAAGGUGGAUUGUGGGAGGCUGCGGUAAAGUCCGCAAAACGACAUUUAGUACGCGUCAUUGGUAGUCAAGCUAUGUGGCAUUCGCAACUGCAGACACUAGCGGCACGAAUUGAAGCCUGCCUGAAUUCGCGCCCGCUUAUACCGCUUAAUGACGACCCUGAAGACAAAUACGCUUUAACACCUGGAGACUUCUUGAUUGGCGCCCCACUUAUCGCAGUACCUGAACCUACUGUAGCGGAAAUUCCAGCUAAUCGUCUCAAACAUUGGCAGUGGUUACGGCGCAUUCAUCAACAGUUCUGGCAUCGGUGGAGUGAAGAAUACUUGGCAACUCUACAAUCACACCAUAAAUGGCAGAGGCGUGUUGACAACGUUCGUGUUGGUGACAUCGUACUAGUUAGACAUGAGAAUCUACCCCCAACACAUUGGCGAUUGGGUCGUAUAACGGAGGUUCAUCAUGGCAGUGACGGCCUAGUACGAAACGCAACAUUGACCACAUCUUAUGGGAUGUGCACCCGGGCAGUGCAGAAACUGUGUCUACUUUUACAACCCGAUGAUUUCGAAGCAGAGCAUUCGACCGGGCAGGAUGUAUAA